Molecule: messenger RNA, 2410 nt
Organism: Cheilinus undulatus (humphead wrasse)
Lineage: Eukaryota; Metazoa; Chordata; Actinopteri; Labriformes; Labridae
Gene: ddx4
Product: DEAD (Asp-Glu-Ala-Asp) box polypeptide 4
Exons: 23
Coding region: 117-2054 (645 amino acids)
Biological process (GO): gamete generation; cell differentiation
Cellular component (GO): P granule; nucleus
Molecular function (GO): RNA helicase activity; RNA binding; ATP binding
Source: RefSeq, a predicted model, not a curated record
CCCAACCCCGCAGUGCGCAGGCGCCUUUCACUGCGCUCACAGACCAGAGGGAGAGCUGCGGCAGCGCCACGAGGGAGAAAAGCACCGCUUUCCACAUUUCACAUUACUAAAGAACAAUGGCGGACGACUGGGAUGAGGGACCUUCAGCGAGCACUGCUGCAGUCAACAACUACAAUUCAGGCGGAGACAUCCAAGGAAGCUCCUGGAAAACAGAUGGAGGUUUUGGAGGACGAGGCAGAGGCAGAGGAGGGGGAUUUAAAAGCUUUGCCUCAGGUGAUACUGAUAAUGGAGAUGACGGGGACAACUGGAACAAUGCAGGUGGAGACAGAGGGGGAUUCAGAGGAAGAGGCGGCAGAGGACGUGGUAGAGGAUUCAGCAAAAUGGAUCGCAGCGACUUCAAUGGAGAGAACGAUGACGGUGGAGUGCGUGAAAAUGGGUUCAGAGGAGGAAGAGGUGACAGAGGAGGAAGAGGAGGAGGAUUCAGACAAGAUGGAGAAACAAGAGGCAGAGGAGGCUUUGGAGGAGGCUACCGUGGAAAAGACGAAGACUUCUUUGACAAAGGAGAAAAUAAAGAGAAUAAGGAUGGAACCGAGGGUGAAAGGCCGAGGGUGACGUACAUUCCCCCGACACUAGCUGAAGAUGAAGACUCGAUUUUUGCCCACUACGAGAAAGGCAUCAACUUUGACAAGUAUGAUGAGAUCAUGGUGGACGUGAGUGGCACCAACCCACCGCAGGCGAUCAUGACCUUUGAGGAGGCAGCGUUGUGCGAGUCUCUGAAGAGAAAUGUCAGUAAGUCUGGCUAUGUGAAGCCAACUCCGGUGCAGAAACAUGGCAUCCCGAUCAUCUCUGCAGGCAGAGACCUCAUGGCCUGUGCUCAGACCGGCUCUGGAAAAACGGCAGCGUUUUUGCUACCGAUUCUGCAGCAGCUGAUGGCAGACGGCGUGGCAGCAAGUCAAUUCAGUGAGCUACAGGAGCCCGAGGUGAUCAUUGUGGCACCCACAAGGGAGCUCAUCAAUCAGAUUUACCUGGAGGCGAGGAAGUUCGCUUUUGGGACGUGUGUGCGUCCAGUUGUGGUUUACGGUGGCGUCCAAACUGGACACCAGAUCAGAGAAAUCUGCAGAGGAUGUAACGUGCUGUGUGGGACACCAGGGAGACUCUUGGAUGUGAUUGGAAGAGGAAAGGUUGGGCUGACGAAGCUGCGGUACUUCGUCCUUGAUGAGGCUGACAGGAUGUUGGAUAUGGGCUUUGAACCUGAUAUGCGCCGCCUGGUGGGCUCGCCAGGAAUGCCGUCCAAGGAGAACCGUCAAACUCUGAUGUUCAGCGCCACCUACCCUGAGGACAUCCAGAGGAUGGCAGCAGAUUUUCUGAAGACAGACUAUCUGUUCCUGGCUGUGGGAAUAGUGGGAGGUGCAUGCUCUGAUGUGGAGCAGACAUUUGUCCAAGUCACCAAGUUCUCCAAGAGAGAGCAGCUCCUCGAUAUCCUCAAGACAACAGGAACGGAGCGCACCAUGGUGUUUGUAGAGACGAAGAGACAAGCUGAUUUCAUCGCCACCUAUCUGUGCCAGGAGAAAGUUCCAACCACCAGCAUUCAUGGUGAUCGUGAGCAGCGGGAGCGCGAGCAGGCUCUGGCUGACUUCCGCUCUGGAAAAUGUCCGGUCCUCGUGGCAACUUCUGUUGCCGCCCGUGGUCUGGAUAUUCCUGAUGUGCAGCACGUGGUGAAUUAUGACCUCCCCAACAACAUUGACGAAUACGUCCACCGAAUUGGGAGAACUGGGCGCUGUGGUAACACUGGAAGGGCGGUGGCUUUCUUUGACCCAGAUAACGAUGCCCCGUUGGCUCGUGCACUUGUCAACAUCCUGUCCAAGGCUCAGCAGGAAGUUCCCUCUUGGUUAGAGGAGUCUGCAUUUGGUGGUGGCGGUGGUGGUUUCUCUGGCUUUAACGCUUCCAGGAAUACCUUUGGCUCCACGGACACCAGGAAGAAAAACGGAUUCCAGGACAACAGCACACUGAGUCAACCUGCUGCUGCUGCAGCCGAUGAUGAAGAAUGGGAAUAAGGGAAAUAUUGCAUCAACACACCCACAUAGCACUGUUCUGAGUUAUUUUUUGCUUUUCUAAUAGAUGUUCAAGCAUAUUUUAGUUGCAUCAGUGUUUUUGUUUGACUGUUUUAUCUUUGUCUGACUGAAGACGAGGUAAAAAUGGGAACCAGGUGUUUUGUCAGAAGUGACUGUCCUCUCUGACCGUGUGUAUUUGAAGUGUUUUAUGUUUUUUUAAUCAUCUCUUUGAUUUGAAAACAUGGUUGAUGAGGAAAACGAUGUGCCUGAGCUAAAGCCAAAUUUGAGAAUGCCAAUUCCAAAUAUAAUUUGUAUCCUCCUUGGAUGACGAGAAUCCAAUAAAUGGAUAUUUGUUCAAA